GUGAAGUCCCACCCAGGUGGAACCUGGUGAAUAAAUGGGACCGUGUAAGGCUGUUUGAAAAGUUGCAGACAUUUCCUCAGUGGAGACCAGAUUCUAAAGGGAAACAGUGUAGUUUUAUCUUUUAUUUCAUCAGACUUUCUCCGGGGGAGGAGGGGUGGUAUUGGAAUGAUGCAGGUCACUCUCUUCUGCCAAAUAGUUUCUGUGGCGUGGAAAAGAGUCUGUGGGACCAGAAGAAAAUGUAAAGAGUCGUGGAGAGCAACGCAGGCGUUGGCGUCAUUGUGACUGCACUGCUCUCUGGUUGUACUGUUGAGUGGGAUUGGGUCGUUUUUGAAAUGAGUCUACACCCAAAAUCUUCACAUCCGUAACCGCAAAGUAUGGAUCCCCCGCAGGAGGCUGGCAAAUGUCAGUAUCAAGUUCAAGUGCUGGUGUCAGAUUCUCCCUGGAGCCAGAACUGAUUUGAAACCACAUGGUCCUGGAGUUGUGGAAGCCAGGCCUCCCUGGUAUAGUCCUGGGGUGCAUCUUACAAAAUCAGAGAGAGCCAGACCUGGAAGAGAUGUUUGAUUUGUUCUACUCCAACCUCCUUUUGCAGGUGGGGAAACUGAGGCCCAAAGAGGUGUUGCCCUUUGUUGGGUGAGGCCCAACAAAGGUAGAGACUAGAACCCAGAUUUUCUUAACACCAAUCCAGUUCUCUUCUGUCAGAACCACAGUGACUAUGUUCAGAAUAACUGAUAAUGUAUUUCCUGUACAAAGACAUUAGGACAGAAUAUUUAAACUCAAGAUUUUUCUGACAAUCAUUACAGCAGUCUGCUAAUUCAAUCCUGGGAUAAAAGAUAACAGGAAUACAACCCUUGCCUCCCCUGAAUUUAUAGCUUUAACCACUGGGUAUGGCUAUUCCAGCACUCUCUGGCAAUAUAUAUUCAUUUAAGGAAACUAGCGAACAAGUUUCAGGAAAACAUAAUCUAAUGAAUGAUUCAGAUAACUAAGCUGACGGUAAAAAAUGUGACAACUGCUAUGCUACAAGUAGACCAUUCAGCCAUUGCCAACUGGAGUUAGAAAUAUGUGACUCUUUACUCAUCCCAUCCCAGGAGUCCCAGAAAAAUGUUCAAGAGACCCACUCCCCUUAACCCGUGCCACCGGAGGCAACUCAGGGGAAGGGAGGGGAUGGCUGCAGAAUUGGGUGGGAUUCAGCAGACCCUCAGGGAUGACGGGGGUCCUCAGCUCAGGCAGGCUAUUAACUGGGGGGUGGGUCAUUGCAAGGGGCUUUGGGGAGAGCGGGAGCAGCUGGUGAGCUGGAGUGAGGAUGCAGCAGAAGAGAACGGAACAGAAAUAGUAGACAGAGUGCAGAUAAAACGCAAGUCCCAGAGGGCCCCCGCCAGCUACAUCCCAAGCAAUCAGGAGCCCAGAACCAGAGACCCCACCCCUGCUGUGACAUCACAGGGGAGUGGAGUGGAGAUGAACAUAAAGGGGGUCCCCCGCCCUGGCCCUGGCAUCUUGGCAGCCAGAGUGACAAGAGCAGAGAGAGCCUGGACACUGACUAGGGUUGCCUGGCUGAAAGGAACAGGCUCCCCAUUCCUCGAGCCCUUGUAAGCAGACGCUUCCAGGCUGUGAUCCCUGUCUCCCUGUCCCAAGGACCUCGCUCUCCUGAGGCUGCCAUCCGGCCCAUCCGAGUGGCCACUGAGCACUCUCUCAGCAUGAACUGCAUAUCAGACUUCUUUACCUAUGAGACCACCAAGUCGGUGGUUGUGAAGAGCUGGACCAUCGGGAUCAUCAACCGAGUCGUUCAGCUUCUGAUCAUCUCCUAUUUUGUGGGGUGGGUUUUCUUGCAUGAGAAGGCGUACCAGGUGCGGGAUUCCGCCAUUGAGUCCUCGGUGGUAACCAAGGUGAAGGGCUUCGGACUCUAUGCCAACAGGGUCAUGGAUGUGUCUGAUUAUGUGACCCCACCCCAGGGCACUUCUGUCUUUGUCAUCAUCACCAAGAUGAUCGUUACUGAAAACCAGAUGCAAGGAUUCUGCCCAGAGAGUGAGGACAAGUACCGCUGCGUGUCAGACAGCCAGUGCGGGCCAGAGCGCUUCCCGGGCGGGGGAAUCCUUACUGGCCGCUGCGUGAACUACAGCUCUGCGCUCAGGACCUGUGAGAUCCAGGGCUGGUGCCCCGCCGAGGUGGACACGGUGGAAAUGCCCAUCAUGAUGGAAGCCGAGAACUUCACUAUUUUCAUCAAGAACAGCAUCCGUUUCCCCCUCUUCAACUUUGAGAAGGGGAACCUCCUUCCCAACCUCACGGCCAGGGACAUGAAGACGUGCCGCUUCCACCCCGACAAGGCCCCCUUCUGCCCCAUCUUGCGGGUGGGGGACGUGGUCAAAUUUGCGGGGCAGGAUUUUGCCAAACUGGCCCGCACGGGCGGAGUUGUGGGCAUUAAGAUCGGCUGGGUGUGCGACCUGGACAAGGCCUGGGACCAGUGCAUCCCCCGAUACUCCUUCACGCGGCUCGACAGCGUCUCUGAGAAGAGCAGCAUCUCCCCAGGCUACAACUUCAGGUUUGCCAAGUACUACAAAAUGGAGAACGGCAGCGAGUACCGCACACUCCUGAAGGCUUUCGGCAUCCGUUUCGACGUGCUGGUGUACGGAAAUGCUGGCAAGUUCAACAUCAUCCCCACUAUCAUCAGCUCCGUGGCGGCCUUUACUUCCGUGGGAGUGGGGACUGUGCUCUGCGACAUCAUCCUGCUCAACUUCCUCAAGGGGGCCGACCAGUACAAAGCCAAGAAGUUUGAGGAGGUGAACGAGACAACGCUGAAAGUUGCGGCCUUGACCAGCCCAGCGUACCCCAACGACCAGACCACGGAGGAAAAGCAGUCCACAGACUCGGGGGCAUACUCCAUAGGCCACUAGGGCCUCUUCCCCGGGCCCCACACUCACCCUUGGGCUCCAGGCCUCCCACAGGGGACCCCAGCUGAGCAAGGGGGUAGGGGAGGAGAGGGGCUGUCAUUUAUGCUGCUCACCCCAUGAGGCCGCAGCUGGGACUCAGGCUUCUGGACCUCCCUUUCUCUGGCAGACAGGGAGGGCUCCCCGCUAAGACCCCAAUCUCACCUUCACCCCUUGCCUCCACCCCUUCUCUGCUUCCCAGGACCCCAGGGGCAGUAGCGCCUGAGUCAUCCCUUUCCAAAGCAUAGAGAUAAUAUUGUUAGGACAAGUGGCCUCAAGGGCCUACCUAGUGCCAGGUACUUUCACUCACAUUAUCUCAUUUAAUCCUUAGACUAAUCCUACAAGGUAGAUAUUAGUUUUCCUUGCUUUGAAGAUAAACCAAGGCUCAGAGACACUGAGUCAGUUGCCCCAGGCCACAGAGCCAGGAAGUGAGAGGGCUGGGAUUUGAACCCUGGCCUGACUAAAUCCACCACCCACACCCCUUGAGAGAAGAAUGAACUCCUAGGGGUUCAGCUCUGCUGCCUCAGCCGCCUCCACCUUGACCGUGACUCGGUUAAUAGCGAGUAAGCCCCAGGCUUUCCGCAGGAACUCCGGCCCAUUUUAGGGGAGGCCAGUUGGACAGUGGUGCAGGGUCUCAUCUCUGACUUGGGUGGGUCUCAGAUUCAGAAGGAAACAGGAGGCAUGACUGUCGGUGAACUUUUCCUUCCCUUACUCCACAGCUCUGUCCCCAGAUCAGGGAAGGGGCCGUUCCUGUUCUCCCUCUGGGACCUCACAUGUUCCCACACACUUCUGGGCCCCUCACUCUGGGAGCCAGAUUAGGCUACCCCCAGGCUGGGAGGUGGUUCCAGACCCAGGGUCCUGUCUUUGUAGGCUGGGGCCCUGUUCCCAGAAGUCAGCAGUCCUCACCUUGGUGAGAAGGUUCCAGUGAGGCCCAAUUCCCUGAGAGCUGACCAGCCAGGCCUGUCCCCACAGAGUCCCAGUACAGUGCUCAGUCCCUAAGCUUAGAAGGUAAAGGGGCCCUAGAAACUGUCUUGUCAACUCUCCAGAGGAGCAAACUGAGCCCAGAAAGGGAAAAUGACUUGUCCAGUGCCACACAGCGGCCAAAAGAGACCCAGGUGUCCUGCUUCUCAGAGAAGGAGGCAAGAAUGGGAAGCUGGAACCCCUGCCUCCACCGGCCCAGACAUCUCCCAUCCCAUUUCUGUCCUCCCCUCCUACAAUGAGAAGCCCCCAAAUCACACCUGGGGAGAGCUCAGGGGCAGACUCAGUCCUGCAAACCUGCAAUUUGGAGGCAUCUUUUGAAAAAUAAUAUGGAAUUAGAUAUUAGGAGGGGCUCAUGCAAGUGACUGGCCCUAAAGUAUAUGUUUCAUUAGCUUCACGGUAAGUCCCUGGAAAAGUUGGAGUGGGCGUAAUCAUGAGGUUUAAGCAGACAGGAGCUUAACUGCAGAUGGAGAGCUAGUCCCUCAACAGAAGGUGCGGGCACUGGGAGAGGGAACAGCCUCAGGAGUAGCUCAGGAGGCUCAAACAGUGGGCACUUGCAAAGGCCUGACCCCAAUGAUUCCCCACCCCAGGGGGAGAAGGGGUGAGAUUCCCCCAACAUCACCCCCCCCUCACCCACUGACUGCCCCGUCCUCAGGAUGGUGGGGCAAUAUCCCCCCAGGGCUAGCCUCAGGAAUCUGGCAGUGUCCCCAGAUCUGACCAGGCUUCAUUUCUCUGGUAGAGGACAUCAGUGAAGGCAACACCAUGUCCUCCAACUAGGAGUCCCCCACGCCUCCCUGGUGAAUCCAGCUCUCGGGAGGCUGGACGGAGGCUGGGGUCACAGGGAUGCUCUCUAAUGAGGAGGUGGAGGCAGCUAUGUCCUGGAGGGACCGUCUCUCCCAGCCCCUCCCUUCCCUCCAGACGGGGGUGGUCCUGAGCCGGCCAGCAGUGUGCAGUCAGCCCGAUGCUGUCCUCCCUGUAUCAGAACUAAGUUACCGCUUCUGUGUGCUAGACGUAGGGUUAAUAUCAAUAGUAAAAACAACAGCUAACUUGUC
Microcebus murinus (gray mouse lemur) is the source of this 4948-nucleotide messenger RNA. It is a transcript of the gene P2RX3, whose product is annotated as purinergic receptor P2X 3. Gene Ontology annotation, cellular component: plasma membrane. Gene Ontology annotation, biological process: calcium ion transmembrane transport; response to ATP. Gene Ontology annotation, molecular function: extracellularly ATP-gated monoatomic cation channel activity; ATP binding; purinergic nucleotide receptor activity. Lineage: Eukaryota; Metazoa; Chordata; Mammalia; Primates; Cheirogaleidae. The record is from RefSeq and is a predicted model, not a curated record.